This is a messenger RNA of Salpingoeca rosetta, 216 nucleotides long. RefSeq lists its product as uncharacterized. The transcript has 2 exons. The record is from RefSeq and is a predicted model, not a curated record. NCBI's taxonomy places the organism in Eukaryota, Choanoflagellata, Craspedida, Salpingoecidae. Gene Ontology annotation, biological process: mitochondrial respiratory chain complex III assembly. Bases 1 to 216 code for a protein of 71 amino acids.
AUGCCUGGGCGUUGGUCUGUUGGGCAAUACGUGGCCCUGUGCUUCUUCAGCAUUUCCUCCAUGAUGCUCGGAGCAUCCAUGACACACAACUACUACAAGCCCGACUUGACCAUUCCGGCCGAGCCCGUCAAGCCCAACAGCGUGCUGAAGAAGCGAACCGUGGCCAUUGUGCCGCCACGUGGCGCACGCGACGACGACGAGUCAUCAAACCAUUGA